AUGCGCCUCGACCUACGAAGCGAGCGAAAGAGUCGCCGCCAAAAGCUCACUACAAUCUACAAUGAGCUCACCCGCUCAAACCCCCGUCUCUCAGAAGCCGAUCUCCAAGCACUUGGCAUACGACAUACGACAAUGUCUCUCGAAGGCGACAACGGGCCGAAGUUCUUUUCGGCUUAUCAUGAUAUUCUCCGCAAACCGGCGCCGGCCCUCGAGGAGUACGUUGACUGGGAGGGAGUCAUCGGCAUGAAGCCUUAUUAUAAUGCGGACACCCUGGCGAGUUAUUUGAUUGGAUACGCUUUUAGGUGUGAGAUGCCCAACAGUGCAUCGAGCCCCCGUGGAAUCUGCUAUACGGACUACGGUGACCUUGGUUACGGAUGCCUGGCGGAGAUUACCCCUGUAGGCACUCGGUGGCGAGUGAAAACACUCUGGUACAUGUUGAAAGAGACAGCUCCGCAUAUAGUCUUCGUGAUGUACAGCGAGAUGAGCCUCGACAAUAAAGACGGAUAUGAAACGCCGCUAUUCUACGGCGAGGUCAAAGCACUUAUUCGCGUUAUGUACCUCCGCUUGAAGCAACCUUUCUUAGACAUGAAUGUCCUUGCUCCGGUUCUGUGUUUCUCAGCCAUUGGACAUCACCACCUUAGAGUUAUUGAAGCGUAUCAUGACGGCGUGGAUCUGGUGGUUCGCUCAACUCCGGUUUUCAAUAUGCUUCAUCGGGAUGAUGAGUUGUUGAUGGCGCUAGCGAAGUGCCUGCUGGGUGGAGCAAGUGAUAAGCCUACAAGCUGA
Aspergillus mulundensis is the source of this 783-nucleotide messenger RNA. RefSeq lists its product as uncharacterized. Bases 1 to 783 code for a protein of 260 amino acids. The record is from RefSeq and is a predicted model, not a curated record. Lineage: Eukaryota; Fungi; Ascomycota; Eurotiomycetes; Eurotiales; Aspergillaceae. The transcript is spliced from 3 exons.